UUGAAGAAAACCCGAAGUAAUGGGAGCGAUUUUGGGAGCAGCUAUCUUAGAGAAAAGGGAGCGAUUUUUGCCAAAAAAUUAAUAAAAAUCAUUGAAAAAAAUCAAAAAAUUUUAUAUUCAGCGCAUCGAAUCACACGUGUAUCCUCCUGUUUUGCGUAUUGGCACUACGGUCACGGUGAAACGUAUGGCAUCAACGUUGUGUCGGCCGAUGAUUGCGAUCGUUUCUGCAAACUCAUCAAAGAUGGCUGCUGCCUGGAAGAAUGGAAUCCACGUGAAGUAGCACGUUGCUGCACUGCAUCUCAGUCUUCGAUGCCAACCACGAUUGCUGCACAUAUCAUGAAAAUUUUCGAAGUGGAUAAAGGAAUUAUCAAAUCACGCACCGGACCUUUCGCCGAGUGCAUUAUCAAGAUCACACAAAACGGGGCUUUGGUUCGACUUAACGGCAAAGAUUUUUCACUAAAUUUGUUCUUUGUGAAAUCUGGUGGGCAGAUGUUUUUCAGCUCGGAAUUUCCGGACAUAUUUCGUUGCCUAGGCAAAGUGCAAAUGCAAUUGCAUUUUAACGAGCAUAAACCAAUGGAAUACUUCUUGUUACUGAACGAAGCUAUAUACACAAUUUUGUUGGACUGAUU
This is a messenger RNA of Gongylonema pulchrum, 629 nucleotides long. The record is from the annotation of a GenBank genome assembly. NCBI's taxonomy places the organism in Eukaryota, Metazoa, Nematoda, Chromadorea, Rhabditida, Gongylonematidae.